This is a messenger RNA of Owenia fusiformis, 5318 nucleotides long. NCBI's taxonomy places the organism in Eukaryota, Metazoa, Annelida, Polychaeta, Sabellida, Oweniidae. The record is from the annotation of a GenBank genome assembly.
GCAAUCAAUAUUUUGGCCUAGCACCCCUCAUAUUAAUCUCGAAUAACCUCGCGAGAUAAGACAUGGUGGACAACAUUUUGAAAAGUAGUGAAUUUCUCCACAUUUUUGGAAAAUACUGAGUAUACCAUGUCUGGAUCUGGACAACAUCAGGGUCAGACUGAUCCUAAAGUAGUACGAAACAUUGUAGACCGACUGAAGAGCCAAGGGUUGUUUGACAAGUUCCGAAAAGAAUGCCUUGCUGAUGUAGAUACAAGGCCAGCUUAUCAAAAUCUUCAACAGAAAGUGGAAAACUUUGUUACAAAUUAUUUGUCAAAACAAGAAUGGCAUCCAAGCUUAAACAAAAACCAACUCCGGGAAAACUUGAGGAAACAAAUUUUAGAUUCUGGUAUGCUUGUGUCUGGAGUUGACAGGAUUAUAGACCAGGUUAUACAGCCAAAGAUCUACACUGUUUUCAAGCCUCAAAUUGACCAGGUGGUUUGUGAGUACUUGGGAAUCGACCCAGAAGAGAGGAAGAAGAGGAUCAACCAGCUGGAGCAGAAGAAGGCACAGAAAGCAUUGAACCAAGAACUGAGAAAGCAGAGACAUAGUGAUGAUGCAGGAACAGAAAGUGAAGGGAAUGCUCACUUUGAUAGUAGUGAUGGUGGCUUCAAAACCGAUUCCCAAGAAUAUCCCCCGAGUCUCUUGACUAUGGAUCCCACCAAACCACCACCAGCCAUACCAGGUUCCAUGAUGAACCAAAUGAACAUGCCCAAUAUGCAAAUGGGAAAUAUGAAUAUGACCAAUAUGAAUUUUCCUGGAAUGGGUCCUCCUGGACCUUUCGGAUUGCAGCAAUAUGGAAGUUUCAAUCCCAUGAUACCCCAGACCCAGUUUUCCAUGAUGCCACCAAAUAUGGGCCAGUUUAUGAACAAUAUGGGUAACAUGGGUGGUUUCCCCCAAGGUAACUUCAUGAGUAUGGACCAAAGUAUGGGUGGUAUGGCAUAUCCCACGGGUAUGAUGCCUGAUGCCCCUCUUCCAACUGAGGAAGCCCCUCCUCUACCCGAAGAAGAACCCCCCUCUCCUAAGGCAGAUACAAAAAAGAAGAAAAAAGAUAAAUCUAAAAAGAAGGAGGAACCAGAUAAAUAUGACAUAACAUAUCUCCUUGAUAUCCCCUUACCAAAAGGGGAUUCUCCAUUAAAGAAACCAACAAAGAAAAUCCCUGUCAAGUCUGACAAGGGGAGGGACACACCUGAUAGUACAAAAGGCUCAAAGAAACAUGGUGCAGACAAUGAAGACAUUUCAACUCCAAAAGAUGGAGAAGAGGAGAUCCAGACAGUGAUAAUCCAGUCAGAACUGGAGCAGACUGGUGAAAACCAGACUGAGGUUGUCCUUGAAGAAAUCCCAAUACCACUUGAGAAAAAAUACCAAUUUGAUUGGCAAGAUGAAAACUUUGACAAUGUGAGUGAUGUCACUGUAAGCAGUGUCCACACAAGUGAUUUAUCAUCAUUUGAGAUGAGCUCCGAUGAUGAUGAUGAUGACGUUAAUGAAGAUGCUGACUAUGAAGGUGACCAGGAGAACACAGAGGGUGAAGAGAGGGAUGGUACAGAGGAUGAGUCUGCAGAGAGUGCAGAGGAGGGAGAUACAACAAUGGAAUCUGAGACAACUGAAGCCCAAGUGGUACACCUUGAUGAGGGUCAGCUAGAGACAGUUGAGAUGGAGAUAGCACCAAAUGAGGUCGUCCAAGUAGCUGAGGUUGAGAUCAAGCCAAGCAAACCACGCAGGCUGAUAUCCCUGACUUAUAAUCUAAGUGACUCAGAAGAGGCUGACGAAACCCGAGAGGAGCGCAAGGCUCGAAUAGCUAAAGAAAAAGAAGAGCGCUACUUACAAAGGCAACAACGACGAGCUGAAAUCGAGGCUAAACAGCGGCAGAAAGAUGAGGAAAGAAGACGUAAAGCUGAGGAAAGGCGAAAGCAAGAAGAAGCUGAAAAGAGAGAAGAAUCAUCCCAGGAAGAAAAUGAAGAGGAACCAAUGGAAGAAGAGUCUAAAGAAAAGGAAGAGGAAGGAAAUGAGAACGUGGAAGAUAUUGCCAAAGCUGAUGGUGCUGAAGAGAUAAAAGUUGCAAGUCAAGAACUGAACACUGAAGACACACACACAGAAGAAUCAGAAUCUGCCAGUGAACAAUCCCAAAGCCAAGGUGAACAAUCUAACAGCCAAGGUGAACAAUCAAAUUCGGAGGAGCAAUUACAAAAAUCAGAAGAACAAAUAGAAACUGCAGAAACACAAGUUGAAAAUUCUGAAAAGCAAACAAGUAAUCCUGAAGAACAAUCAAAAACGCAUCAAGAACAGUCUCUGAAUUCAGAUGAAAUAUUACAAAAAACAGAUGAACAAAAUGCAGAGUCAGCCAUUUCUGUCAAACUUCCAAACUCUGAUAAUGAAGGUGAGAACAAACUUGAGGAGAGCCCAAUAAAACAACCAACUAGCCCUAACAAACAACCAGGUAGCCCCAUCAAGCAACCUGGAACUCCAACCAAACAGGCAAAGAGUCCUAGAAAGAAACCAGAGAGUCCAAGGAAAGCCCUGAAAGCAAAGCGAACAAAAGAAGCUCUCAAAGAGCAAUUACGUGAACAAAAGGUUAUGGAAAAGCGAAUGGCCCUGCGGCGACAACGAACAAGGAACAAAAAAUACUUGUCUGAAGAUUUUGAAUCUAUUUAUACUCAAAAGACUCCUUUGAAUGACAGUUAUACUGAAGUAAUAGAAGCUGAAAAUGUUCAAGAAUCAGUGGAAAUUUCCACUGCAGAUAGUGCUGACACCUAUGAAGAAGUGGAUUACAUGCAAGGGAUACCAAUGCCACUUGACACUAAAUCACCUGCGACGCCUACUCAAGAUGAACAUUUUGCUUAUGUUGAAGUCCCAGAGGGUGAGGUAGUUCUCAUCGACCAAUCAAAUGUCCCAGUUAUUGAAGUUCCCAUGGCGACCGAGUCAGUUAGCAUCCAUAAUACUAGGUCAAGGUCACGCCAACAAGGUGAGAUGGGUCGACCUGACACCCCUCAAAGUGAUGUAUCGGAGCUGUCUAAGAGUGGAUCUUGGUCUGGUUCAAGGGGAAGAAGGUUGAGUAGACCAAGCCUAGGAACCCCAGAGCAAAGGCCUAACACAGGAACACCUGAGGGAAGACCUCAUAGUGGAGGGAGUGGAAGGCCUAGGACUCCUGAUGGAGAUCCAGCAGAAGGGAGACCCAAACGUCGUCCAACUCAGAGAUAUGACGUAUCUGACCUGUAUAAACCACGGACAAGUAUGCGACGUCAGUCUCCAACUCAAAGUGUCAAUAGUAUUGCCAGCAGUAGAUCCAGACGUACAGACUCCAGGCAGUCAAGGAGUAGAAGUCGUUCAAGGAGUGAAUCCAGUAGUACGUCACGUAGCAGGUCACGCAGUAGGUCACGUCAUAGGAGGUCACGCAAGAGAUCAAGGUCCAGAUCCAGGUCUUACAGCAGUUCUAGUAGUUAUUCCCGAUCCAGCAGAUCAUACAGUAGAUCAUAUAGUAGAUCAUACUCGAGAUCGAGAUCUAGAUCAUACUCAAGAUCAAGGUCACGAUCACAUAGCGCAAGAUCAACUAGUAGGUCGCGUAGUGACCAUUCAAGAUCAAGAUCUCAAUCCCAAAGUGCAACAUCAACAUCUCAAAAGCACAGAUCACACAGUCGAUCUCGUUCUCGUAGCACGUCAUCUAAAGAGUCAGGAGAGGCUGGGGAUUCUUCACCAGAACCCGUAGAAGAUAGAGAGGGCUCAAAAUCCCCUAACAGACCUGUGAAACCUAUUGAUGAGAUUGAUUUUGGACAGGCUGCUAGGAAUGCUGAUGUUCGGGGAAUCAACUUCAAUCAGCGAGGACGAGGGAUGGGACGUGGAAGGGGAGGUCCAACUUUAAAGCCGACACCUGAGUAUAUAUUCUUUGGUGAAGCUGAGAGAAGAGCCCGAUCUGGAGGUGGUGCCGAUAGAUUCGUAGCCCAGCGUGGCAGAGGGGUUUCAAUGUCACCACUCCGUGGGAGGGGAGGCAUGACCCCCAGGGGUAGAGGCUUACCCCCAAGAGGUAUGGGAAUGCGGGGGAGAGGGAGCUCUUCAAGGGGACCCCCAGGACCAGAUAUGUAUGACUAUGAGCCUUAUGAUGACUCACCCUACCAUCCUAGGACCAGAUCAUCAUAUGACUCUGAUAGUCCCCGUUACAGACCCCCCUCUCCUGGUGGCUCAGGGGGCAGGAGGUGGCAGGGUCCCCCUAGAGAGAGAUCUCCACCUGGACCUUACCAAUCCCCACACAUGGGAUCUCCUCCAAGAAAACUCAGAAGCUAUAAUCCCGAAUACUCACCCCCAGGACCGCCUUCCCCUCCAAGCAUGGGUCGACCAAGGAGACGUCCCCCUUCUCCACCAGGGGGCCCACCCUCACCCCCACGUGUUACAAGAAGGGUUAGGAGACCCAUCACUCCACCCCCAGAGCCAGAGAGAAUGAUGACAAGAGGUAGACAUAGUAUAGAUGAUCCACCUGAACCUCCACCCCCUAAAAGACUGAGGAAAAUCUGAAUGCUGCACACAAUAUGAAUGAUAUAGUACAAUGUGAAGAAUAACUAUUGCUAAUGUCAAGAUUGAACAAUGUACAAUGUGGCUAAUGACAUUAUUGCACAAUGCCAAUUGCCAAUAUAUUGUUGGCUAAUGUCAUGAAUGAACAAUGUACAAUAACAACGAUGAUUUGCUUAUAAAAUGCAAUGAACUUGGUAAUUUAUUUUAAAAUUAACCUGAACACUGAUAAUUUCCAAAUUUCCUAUUAUCUGAAAAUAUUAGAUUCUAUGACAUUAACAGUAAGAAAGAUACCAUGCUUAACCACAUGUGCAAUUUCCAAUUUAUCUGUACACAUAUCCAUUGUGUUAUGAUUACCACUCUGUAAUGAAUUAAUACAUGUGAUGGUUAAUAUUAUGGUUUGAAACCAUUAUGAGAGGCAUUUGGAAUUUAGUGUCUCGUAUUUAUAUCAAAAUCAUAAAAUGUUUUUGUUAUAAGAAAUGUCAUGUCUGACAACAUAUAUUGAUAAUAGAGAAGGUGUGUUGAAUCACAUGUAUUUUCAUCCUGGUCACUAAUUAUCGUAUAGCGUGGUUUGUUAUUAUCACUUAUGUAUAAAUAGGACUAUAUGUUUAGCAUGACUAAGUGUGGCUUUGAAGUGGUAACACUUCAAUAUAAAGCUACCCUUUGCAUUUGUUCGACUUCACUUCCUAAAAGAGAGCUUCGUCUUCACUCUUUCAGUUUACAAUAAAUAUCUGAUCUCAUCGAGCCAAUCAGAGUUCGUUGUCGAAAUGUGGACGACUUUCUAU